GUAAAAACAUGUUUAUCGAUAAUGUUACGAUAUUUUAUUACUGCAUUGUUUGAAUUGAAGGAUAAGUGAUUUGGUUGUAGAUUUUGGGUGUUUUGUUUGCAUAAUUUAUAAUAAUUAUUGUUAUGCAAUAUUACUGACUACUUUACAUAGCGAUUAAAUCCUCAUCAACCGAUUUUGUUAUGGAAAAUAUUGAUGAAAGCAAAAGGAAACCACGACGCACACGCGGUACACCUGCAUAUCAGUACAGAAAUAAAUUUGCUUUUGCUUGGAUUGCCUUGGGAUCAGUGGUUUUUACUGCUUUAGCGUACACUCCAGCAUUCCAAAAGAUUAAUAAGGAGCUUUGUGGGGCUUUAUUAGUUCCAACUGAAGACGAGAUAGAAAGACGUUAUUUGUUUGGGCUGCCUAAGCCACUGACUAGCAGAGAGAUCCAAAAUCAUAUAGACGACGGAAAAAAAUUGAUGUCUGAAAGAUAAAAAUUAUAAUGGAUCGACAGGCUCGUAAAGCAAAUUUAAAAAAAUUGCGUUUGACGGGUAUUAGACGUGAUGACAAAAAUAGUCUACGGUAAUGUUUGUAUAUAUUUAUGUAAUAUCGCUUUAAAACUUUGUGCGAAGAAUGUCCAUAAAUAAAAUAUAAAAUGCUUUAAGUUGAAAA
Ceratitis capitata (Mediterranean fruit fly) is the source of this 651-nucleotide messenger RNA. RefSeq lists its product as uncharacterized. Bases 180 to 473 code for a protein of 97 amino acids. The transcript is spliced from 2 exons. The record is from RefSeq and is a predicted model, not a curated record. NCBI's taxonomy places the organism in Eukaryota, Metazoa, Arthropoda, Insecta, Diptera, Tephritidae.